CUUCUACCAAAGAGAGCCAAAGCCUUCGCACACCACUGUGCCAUUUGUGAAACAUAUAUUCUAGUGAUGGAAAAGUUUAAGCAUCAAAACGUAGACAGUAAGCACUCCGCCUCACAAUCAGGAAAUAUACCUGAAAGGAGGCAAUUUCAACAUGCGUCUACAUCGAGAGAAAAGCAGCAAAAUUUUCUUUGUGAUGGAUUACAGUUAAUUUUAAAAAUCGCACUGCACCGCCUGUUCACUUUCCCUUUAAACUUUGAAAUCGAUCCUGAACCACUGGCAGAAGCUGGACUUUUUUAUGAUCAAGAUAAAGAAGCAAUCAAGUGCAACUUUUGUAAGUUUGUAACCAAAGAUACAACAUGCUUGAGAGGAAAGACUGCGUACGAAAUUUUGAAAAUGACGCCGAAAUGCGUCAUCAACAAAAGAUCAUCUAAAAAUGUCCCAUUGGGAAACAUUGAAAGUGUUUUGAAUUACAAAUAUGAAUCUCACCGACUUUAUUCGACGCUGAAAAAGAAGGAUUGGAGAUUUGUGACGCCCGUCGAUUUGGCAAAAUCGGGAUUUUACUACAGCAGCCAAGAGGAUAAUUGUCGCUGCAUUUAUUGCAAUUUGGAGGUGCGCGGAUGGGAAAAGGGAGACACACCCGACGGCGAACACAAACGGUGGAAUGAAAACUGCCCCUUUUUGAGAAAUCCAGGCGGCGUCGUCAACAUAAAAAUUGGCGAGGAAUUAAUUGAACAAAAUUGCGACUCCAUUGGACAAAUCAAACUUGGAACAAACCCAAUCGACGUUAAGUCGCUUGAAGAAUAUCAAAAUAUGGAAGAACCGUCGCAAUAAAAUUGGACAGCCAUUUUAUCACGGCCUCUAAUUUGAAUAUCCACAACUGCACUUCACCGAAGCACCCUGGAAAAAUUUUAAUUUUGGAUCGUCUAAAAACUUUCAAGAAUUGGCCUAAAGAACUUUCCCAAACGCCGGAAGAUCUCGCAAAUUCAGGAUAUUAUUACACCAAAACUGGAAACCGAGUUGUUUGUUUCCACUGCAACCUUGGCCUGAAGGACUGGGCGCACGGCGAUGACCCUUUCAGGGAACACGCCAAGUGGAACUCGGGGUGCCAACACCUCAUCAUGCAAAAGGGCUCAGAUUUUAUCAGACAAAUUCUGCACGGAAACAUAAACCAAGAAAAUGAGCAAAUGAUGGAGACGACCACUUCUUCCUCCAAUAAUCUUCUUUGUUUAAAUUGUAAUAUUCAUCGCGUGUUUAAAGUUAAUUUGCUCUGCGGACACGUCAAACCUUUGUAGUAAAUGUAAUACUGACAGGUGUGCUAAUUCAUAGUGUAGUCAAAAAUUCUGGCUGAAAUUUCCAUUUUUCUUUGAGCUGUGUUUUUAUUUUUUUAUUAAUAAAACUAGUAUAAUAAACCCUAAUAAAGUUUUUAAUUAUAAAAAAAUGUGGUUUAGAAUAUAUAUAAUAAUAGUUUUUGUUAAUUAAAUAUUGCUUUACGGAUAGAUACAGAUGUGCAACUAAGUAAUAAAAAUUAGGAGGACUUGAAAUUUGUUUAAAAAUAACUCUUUAUAUUGGCUCUAUGUUUCCUAAAAAGCAGAUUAAGAUAAAACCCGCUAUAUUAUCCGUUAAAUUUUUGUAAAUAUCUUUUCACUCUAUGAACAAAAUUAAGUUAUUCAUCAUAGACUUUUUAACUUUGACUUUUAUAUGACACACGCGAUGGAAAUCAAGAAGGUCAAACUAGAACUUUCUAUAUGUCCUAUAUGUUAUGUAACAGUUUAUGUAGAAAACUGCAAAAUAGAUAUAAUUUUCAUUUUAACACGUCAUAACAUUUAUUUGAAAUAUUCUGAAAAAGAAAAAAAUUAUUUAGAUCAUGCAUCUUCCACUUAUCCAUGCUUACACUAUUUUGAUCAUGUACAAUCAAAAUUUUCAUGGUAGAGCAAGAUUUGAUGGUAUGAAUAUUUGUAACCCUUAUUUGCAUCCAUUUGAGAGUCGCUGCAAGCCCUUAAAUACUUAUGAUAUUGUUAUAUGCAUAAUCCCUAUCGAU
This is a messenger RNA of Neocloeon triangulifer, 2038 nucleotides long. Its product is annotated as death-associated inhibitor of apoptosis 2-like. The transcript has 2 exons. Gene Ontology annotation, cellular component: nucleus; cytoplasm. The coding region runs from base 67 to 831 and encodes 254 amino acids. The record is from RefSeq and is a predicted model, not a curated record. Lineage: Eukaryota; Metazoa; Arthropoda; Insecta; Ephemeroptera; Baetidae.